This is a messenger RNA of Folsomia candida, 5949 nucleotides long. RefSeq lists its product as uncharacterized. The transcript has 7 exons. The record is from RefSeq and is a predicted model, not a curated record. Gene Ontology annotation, molecular function: protein binding. The coding region runs from base 969 to 5504 and encodes 1511 amino acids. Lineage: Eukaryota; Metazoa; Arthropoda; Collembola; Entomobryomorpha; Isotomidae.
UUGUUCCAUGUGUCAUUAUUCUAUGUCCAAAACAAAUAACAAAGAACUAUAAUACUUGAAAACACAAUAAGUUAAGUACAUACCAAAGAAAUUAAUGUGCAUACACAUCCACCUCCAACUUUUGUGAAUGCCUACCCUUUCUUCAUUUCCAACCUGAUUUUUCCAAGCAUACCAACUAACUACAUUCCUUCUCAACUACAAUAUUUAAUACAGUGCCUGUGAUUUCAAAGUGAAACCAGAGUUUUGAAAUUGAUUGAAAUUUUCAAUCAAUUUCAAAACUGUUUCAAUUCAUGUUUUAAAGAAGCUUCACAAACCAUCAUCAUUCAUUCAUUCAUUCAUAUCACAUAAAGUGCGACUUGCAUAUUAUUAUCACAAAUUAAAUUGGGCAAAUAAGCCACUUAUCUUUAACCUUGAUUUUGAAGAAUAUUUUUGCAUGAACAAGCAAAAAACAAGCAGGAUAAAAUUGUAUACAUCUCUUUCAGCCUCUAUCUAUGCAGCAAAAUUGCUCCAGAUUAAAUUUAACUCUAGAUUUGCAAGUAAAGAUUAAAGAUUUCGAACUUUGAAUAAGAUAGGAUUAUUUUGAGAUUAUUUUGAGAAAUACAUUUUCAAGAGAGAAAGCGAGAAAGUCAUAAAGUUGACUUUUUUGAUUUUCUUGGGCGGCCUCGGUUCGAUUUCUUCUUGCCCACGAGACAAAAAAGUUGCAGGUUGGCAUCACACCAGUCGCCUCUCUCUCACUCUACGCUCCACUCUGCUCGUGCUCGCAACGAGUUCGUUCACUCUGCUGGAAAUCAAAUUUUGGAAAAGAUCUCUUAUCAAAUAUCAGCCCACUCGAGAAAUAAGAACUCAUCGCUCACAUUAUUUGGUUAACUCGAAUGGGAGGUGGUCCAGUUUGGUCAAAGGUUACAUUGGGGGACUAAGAUACUGAACUGUGCCAUUGAGAAUAUCCUCAGGAUACAAAAAAACUCAGGAUGAACCUUCCGGACGUGGAAAAGGGGAUUCUCCUCGGUCCAAAACGUCUUCAAGCUAUUUUAAAUAAGUCGAAACCUGAAAUUGAUGCGGCCUUGAGGGGAUUUGUGCAUCCAAUUUUGAGAAACCUUCCUAAUCCCGAGAAGAAGAAGAUGUGUCAGAUAAAGGGAAAGUACGAUGCGCGGGACUACAUAUUCAAGAACCAGAAGGCUAGAGCAAAGAAUGCAGAAUGCGAUAUGUUCAUACUCUGCGACGAGGGUUCGAUCCCCUGCCAUCGGGUAUUUGUUUCGCUCAUGUCCCCACUCUUGAGAAGCCUAAUCGACGAGAAUAUUGAGGCUAUUGGCGUUCCCGGUUGCAAAAACCCCAUAUCAAUAUACUUAAGUGACUGCAGCAUUGAGGACCUUAGAGUGGCAAUGAGUUUCUUUUAUACAGGAUUUGUUUCUUUUUCAUCUUCACGUCGUAAAGCUGUGCUUGACAUACUAGAAUUUUUCCAAGUGGACAAGUCGGCUACAUCAAAUGUGGAGCCGUACUCUCCCACACUUUUACAGGAAAAAAAAUGCAAACUGCUUCAAGUAACUAUAGACGGAGGAUCCAGUAGCGAUUCUUCUGAAUCGGAAGAGUCUGGUGCUAAUGAAGAUGAUACACCGUCAAGGUCAGGGGAACGUAAGAAACGAACGGGAAAAUGGGUAAAAGAAACAACAUCCAAGACCAGCUCGAGCGUAACCAGUCGCGAAAGUAAAGCUCCGCCCAAAUCUAAUAGUUCAUCAUCUAUAAGCCUUUCUAAGUCACCCAGUGUGGGAAGGAAGACCAGAAAUAAAUCUAACUACUCGGUCACUCCAUCCCCAGCAACUACGCCUAACAAGCCAAUAAGUAGGCAGUCCAAUUCUAUUGAAAAUACUCCAAGAUCAACUCGUUCUACUUCUGCUGGUGUUGUUGCUGGCACUUCUGUUACGCAAGGGUCAUCCAAAAAUGUUCCGGGGUCCUUAACUACUCGACAACCGGAACCUCGAGUUAAGAAGGUCCUUGGGCCACCCCGUACGACGUUGAAUGCAACAAUUCGAAGGACUCGAUCUUCAAAGAAGGCACCACCAAAGAUAACUGCAGGAUCAGAUAAGCCAACUGCAUCCACAUCUGCUGUUUUAGGAGUAAUGGACCAACCCCCCCGAUCUAAGGUUCCAUACGAGCAUGAUUCUGAGUACGAACCAAGCGAAAUGGGUCCAAUUGUCUCAUCGUCUUCGCCUUCGGUAUUCUCCGAACAAGGUUCAGAUGAGGACGAUCUUGAAGAAAAGUUGGCCUACGCCGAACGGAAUUUGCGUUCGAGAGCUCACAAAGAAGACAUGUCAGCUAGUGCAUCAAAUCAUGCAGAUGAAAUUGAUUUGAACCACGAUCCGCCUACUCUCUCUCUUGUGGAUCGACUCAAGUUGAAUCCCAGGCAUCUGAGCGGAAAUGAAGAUGACCAUAAUGGUGCACGAUAUCCUAAGCGAGCACGAAAGAAAGUGGAACAUUAUCUUCCGGAACCUGCCGAAUCUGUAGUAAAUGUGGAAAGUGAUGAAAGUGGUAAUGGGGGUAAUCGUGACGAUUCAGAUGACGUUGAGAGCAAUGUUUCGUCGAAAGAUACAAAAUGUUACUUUUGUAAGACGGCAUUUGAUACUGAGGAAGACCUAGCACGCCACUCAACUUCGGAAUGCGGAAAGCAUUUGAAACAUAUGUAUAACUUUGCAGACAGGCAAUGCUUGAAUUGUUUCAACAUAUUUGGACCUAUCACUCAUUACGAAUUAGUAAAACAUGUUCAGUAUUGUAUCAGCGAUAAUAAAUCAAUAACAGAUGCCAUGUCAGCAUCAGGCAUUGGCAAGCACAAACUAAAGAGCAAUUCUGACCUAGAAGAACCACUAGAAAAACGAGCAAAAACGACACCGAUCUCACCGUCCAUGACAACAAAUGGACAAGAAAAGAACACACAAAUCUUGACAAAAAAUGGUCAGAAGUUUGCGAUUGGGAAGUCAAAAGUUGUGAUGCAAAGGUUUUCUGAUGAACUAGUCAAAGAGGUAAUUAACGAAAUACGUAAUAAGCGUACCCCAGACAUUCAACGCGUCCCGGGAUACAAUUACGUUCGGAGACUUGUUACCCCGAAGACCGAAAUUCCUGACUUGUUUCCGGAUGACACCCCAGAAAUGAAUGCGGAACGCAUUCGGCAAUACAGAAAGGAGCAAGAGGAAUAUAUAAUUCAAUCGGAAAUGCGGAAACUUAUCAAAUUGCAGGCUGAACAAGCAGAAAAAGAUGCGGCUGAGGCUAAGAAGGUGGUUAAUCCCGUCGCUUUACAUCUUCACCGUUGCAUGGAUAUGCAGAACCAGAAAACUGUACUGAAUGCCAAAGCCAUUUUUGAGAAAUUUAGAAACUGUAGCUGUGGAGACGUCCAUUCUGAUAUUGAAAAAUCACUGAAGUGUUUAAAGAAACGGAAAUUGAGCAAAUGUUGGAUCUGUUGCACAGAGUUUGAACCAAGUCAUCCUAUGGAGCAUCAUCUCCGAAAAUUGCAUAGCUCGAAUACUGGACGUGUCAACUGUGUAACUUGCCCUGUAUGCAAGGCAUCAUUAACCUUCGCUGAACUCAAUCAGCAUGUGUAUACCCACUUUAAGGGAAGAAGUAGCUAUUCUGAUGAUGAUGACGAGGAGGUCUUUGAAACCAACAAUGCAGUCUCGGUCGAAGGUGACGUUCUUCAAGAAACAGACAAUACAGUCUCGGUGGAAAGGGUCGUUCUUCAGGAAACCGACAAUAAUAUAGCCUCCGUCGAAGGUGAGGUUCUUCAAGAAACCAACAAUGCAGCCUCGGUCGAAGGGGUCGUUCUUCAGGAAACCGACAAUAAUAUAGUCUCGGUCGAAGGUGACGUUCUUCAGGAAACCGAAAAUAUAGUCUCGGUCGAAGGUGACGUUCUUCAGGAAACCGAAAAUAUAGUCUCGGUCGAAGGUGACGUUCUUCAGGAAACCGAAAAUAUAGUCUCGGUCGAAGGUGACAUUCUUCAGGAAACCGAAAAUAUAGUCUCGGUCGAAGGUGACGUUCUUCAGGAAACCGAAAAUAUAGUCUCGGUCGAAGGUGACGUUCUUCACGAAACCGACAGUACAGUCUCGGUUGAAGGUAACGUUCUUCACGAAACCGGCAAUUCACAGAAUAAUGACAGACAAAGAUCUGAAGACAACUUACAACAGGGGACUGCAGACAAUCUCCAGCACGGACCAGGAAAUGAUUCCCCACAAGGACCCGAAGACAAUCUCCAGCACGGACCAGGAAAUGAUUCCCCACAAGGACCCGAAGACAAUCUCCAGCACGGACCAGGAAAUGAUUCCCCACAAGAACCCGAAGACAAUCUCCAACAAGGGACUGAAAUUGAUCUGCAACAAGUUCCUGGAAACAGUGACCAACACUUCGCAACAGAACUUUGCAACAACAGCAGUGCUAAUAAUCGUAACGAAUUGGAAUGCGACUCUGUGCCCCCACCUCCAUCAGUUGAAGUUUUGACUGCCAAAAAAUCGGCAACGGUGUCCCAGGAGAAAAUUACGCCGCCAGUUUGUUCGGAUGAUGUCACUUGUCCAAACUUGGACACCCGAAUCUCUAAAAGUGUGAAAGAAGUGGCAAAUGUUCGAAGUGAUAUCGGGGAAGUUGUUGUGGACGGACAACACCUCAGAAUCAUACCCAGGGGUGUAUCAGAAACUCCGUACCCUGGAACGGUUCACACGAUGCCGGUUUCGGAUGAGCUGAUUAACUUAUAUAGUUCAUCUAACCGUCAGACUAACCCUCCGCAAAAUGUAAAUAUUCAAUUUCCCAAUAACGUGCAACAGCAACAAGUGGCCUUAGUCAAUCGUAGUAUGUUGUUUGCCAGUGGUGCCCAGACACAACAACAACAACGCCCUAUGAUAAGUCAAGCCGGAGGGGUUCAUGUCAACAUGCCAAUUCCUGCGCGAAAUUCGCAUCCAAUAACUGCAACGUUUCAGCAGCAACAGCAGCAGCAGCCCCUGUCGGCUCCAGUCAAUCGCAAUAAUUCUAGUAUUUUAUUUACCGGUGGUCCUUCUGUUUCUCAAAUGCAACCUCGUUUACAAAUUCAACAACAACAAGAACACGUUAUGAUACAAUUUGGAGGAACUAAUAUAAGCAUGCCAACUCCUGCGCGAAAUGCACCUCCAAUAACUGUGUAUCAGCAACAGCAGCAGCAAUUUUCUGUGAGAAAUUCGCCUCCAAUAACUGCAACGUUUCAGCAGCAGCCCCAGGCGGCCUCAGUCAAUCGUAAUGCUCCUAGUAUUUUGUAUGCUACUGGUCCUACUGGAUAUCAACAACGACAACAAUACCCCAUGAUAACUCAAGUCGGAGGGACUUCUGUGAUGGCGAUUCGGAUGCGAAAUUCUCCUCCGAUAACUUCAACGUUCCAACAGCAGCCACAACGACGACGUUUCACGGCGCCUCCUCCGCCAAUUCCUGUAGCCAAAUACAGUUGCAACAAGUGCAAUAGGCUCUUUAUAUCGAAAGAUCUAUUUGAUACUCAUUUUUGCUAAUUAUUUUUACUAAUCCAGAUACAAAUAAUUGUAGUACUGAUUAAUUUUAAGUAAUUCUCUUCACCUUUCUUUAUGAAAUCAAUUCAACACGAGAUUUUAUCGGCAUACAUUGAAGUAUUUUUUACACGUUUUUAUAAAAUUAUAUUACAAUUUUAUACCAUCGAGAAGAUUAAUAUGAGGAUUCAGUAUCAUUAUUAUUAAUAGAAAAUUGUCUUCCUUAAAAUAUACUUUCCAUUCCUCUCAAACUAUAGAAUCUCUUUAGAAAAUGGAUAUCAUUGUUUAUGAAUUAUUCUAGUUAAGUUAAUCAUUUUUAAAAUUCUUGUUUCUUCCUUACGUAUUUGUUUACUAUGUACAAUUUAUAUAAUUUGGUUCCCAGAAUUUGCCUUGAAUUAUAACAUUUUAAAUUAUGAAUAAAAACAGAAAAUAAUUUUCGGCUUGGAACUUU